Neogale vison (American mink) is the source of this 3978-nucleotide messenger RNA. It is a transcript of the gene GID4, whose product is annotated as GID complex subunit 4 homolog. Lineage: Eukaryota; Metazoa; Chordata; Mammalia; Carnivora; Mustelidae. Gene Ontology annotation, cellular component: GID complex; extrinsic component of membrane. The transcript is spliced from 6 exons. The record is from RefSeq and is a predicted model, not a curated record. Bases 190 to 843 code for a protein of 217 amino acids. Gene Ontology annotation, biological process: protein catabolic process in the vacuole; protein targeting to vacuole; negative regulation of gluconeogenesis.
GCAGGUCCCGGGGUCCCGGUGGCAGCCGGAGCGCUUGGUCCGCAGGCAGCGGGCGGGUGGUCCCCCCUCCGCCCCCACCCCGCGCGUGCGCGCCCCGGCCCCUCCCUCCCUGCCACCCCCCUCGGCUCCCGCGCGGCGGCGGCGGUUCCUUUCCCCCUCCCCCCAGCCCUGGCUCCGGGGGACCCCGCGAUGCCGGUCCGCACCGAGUGUCCCCCGCCGGCCGGUGCCUCGGCCGCUUCCGCGGCCUCGCUCAUCCCGCCGCCGCCCAUCAACACCCAGCAGCCCGGCGUGGCCACCAGCCUGCUCUACAGCGGCUCCAAGUUCCGCGGCCACCAGAAGAGCAAGGGGAACUCGUACGACGUAGAGGUGGUGCUGCAGCAUGUGGACACGGGGAACUCGUACCUUUGUGGAUACCUGAAGAUAAAAGGCCUUACUGAGGAGUAUCCAACCCUUACGACCUUCUUUGAAGGAGAAAUAAUCAGCAAAAAACACCCUUUCUUAACGCGGAAGUGGGAUGCAGACGAGGAUGUGGAUCGGAAACACUGGGGCAAGUUUCUGGCUUUUUAUCAGUAUGCAAAAUCAUUUAAUUCUGAUGACUUUGAUUAUGAAGAGCUGAAGAAUGGGGAUUAUGUCUUCAUGAGGUGGAAGGAGCAGUUCCUGGUCCCAGACCACACGAUCAAAGACAUCAGCGGCGCUUCCUUUGCUGGGUUCUAUUACAUCUGCUUCCAGAAGUCGGCAGCCUCCAUAGAGGGCUACUAUUACCAUAGGAGUUCAGAAUGGUAUCAGUCUCUCAAUCUAACUCACGUUCCUGAACACAGCGCGCCCAUCUACGAGUUCCGGUGACAGCGGUUCAGAGCAGGAACCAAAUAAAACUGAACUUGGCAAAAAAAAAAAAAAGAAAAAAAAGAAAAAAAAAAAGAACUUUGCCAAGAAAAUUGUGUACCUGCCAGAACCAGGAGAACGUGUGUUCCUGUUUCUUCACGAGCAGACUCGCAUUGGAAAGCAUGAAUGUUAACCCACAGAAUCCAAGGAGCAUGGCCAACCAGCGGGGCAGAUGCAGGGAGCGUUCUCCGCUCUUCCCCGCUCUCUGCGGCAGUUUGGUCUUCAUCUGGUUUUAAGCUACCUUAAAUGCACUUUUCCUUCCUGCACAGCUAACUUCUGUAUCACCGAAAGGCCCAUGAGGCCCAUUCCUUCCUCCAUCCCCACCUCCAACCAAUUAGAAGGUCAGCAGCCCCCCCACCCCGGUCACUCUCAGCCUUGGUGCUCAGUGGUCUCUGCCCAGGCCCCAGCCCUGUGCGCUGCCCCCUCCCCUACCCCCAGUUGCUUAGUCUGGUAGCUUAAGAGAAGGCAGAGCCCCAGCACACAUGUCUCCCCCAUCCUCCCCAGAGCUCUGUGCAGGAAUUCGGGGAGCUACAGCAGCAUCUGCCAAUGAAACGGGAGGCAGAGGCUGCUUCAUGGGGUCACCUGGCACUGCCCAGCCCCGCCGUGUUCACGCCGACCCAUUCAGUGGCUGGCAGGUUCCCUGGGCCUGCCAUCGGGGAUCACUGAAUUUUAAGGCUUCCAGAUCCCUGGCAGGAACAGAUUAUGAUCCUGCUCCACUCAGCACGUUUGCUCCAAACUUUUGAACUUGAGGGCAAUACUAAACUUUAAAAAAAAAAAAAAAAAGAAAGAAAAAAAAAAGAGUUUUUUUAUUACAAAAUUAUUUUUAUGGUCCCUUUAACAAGGACCCUAUGGCAAAUGCACAAUUAUUCAGAACUACAUUUUAUCGUUUUCACAUUGAAAACAGCAAAUGUUGACUUAGUAAUUUUUAUACCUAUAUCUAUAUGUAAAUGUAUAUUUAAUCAACCAGCAGUUUCAAACUAGUCAUCCUGGUACAAAAGUUUUGCAGCAUCGCAUCCACUCUAGUGCUAAACCUGAGAGCUGUCUUUGGGGCCGGGUUAGCAUUUGUACCUCUCCUUUUGCUACUCACGACAACAGUGCUCCGAGGCGACCUUCUCCAUUGAGCCCAAGGGGCCGCUGUUCUCCCGAAGCAGCACUCUGAAAUGUUGGGGGAGGGGUGGGAACAUGAACACGCUCAAAUAACUCAAGGCUCACGUGCCAAAAUGUAUGUGUGGGUGUGUGUGGGCGGGGUGUGGUUUUUUGGGGGGGAGGUGUUUUUUAACGUUUUAAAAAGCUUAAUAGGUUGGCAUCAUUUGGGGCAUCGCAUCUGUUGGCGGUUUACGAGACUUGCUCAGAAUUCAGGAGGGAGAGCUGGAACCCACAGGAGCAAAACGGGCUGAAAGCUGCAUAUCCAGGGUCAGCGUAAGCACACAUGCGGCCCCUCGAUCUACAGGAGUUUUGGGGAUAUGGUGUAUUCUUAUAAAGUGACUUUCCUUUUGACAACCUUUGUACUGUACGUGACUGAGACUGAAUUUCGGGGAAGCCUUCAAGGAGAAAUACUUGGGAUACUAGGCAGUGGUGCCAGGACACCAAGGCAGUGUCAUCCUAAGGCUUUGGGCAGACGUGAGACUGACCCCUGUAGGGAGGCCAGGAUCUUGGAGGCCCCAGAACGUUGGAGCCCCAGUGACCGCAGUGGAAAAAGGAUUCCCGUCCGUUUGGCAGAGAGGAGUCCGAUGUUUUCUUGAUUCUGAAACUUCCAGGCAUCAGGAUAGCUGGCUCUGGUCCCACCAGCUGAUGGCAUAGUACCGAGACCACGCUGGCUUGUCCCCCGUGUAGCCGGCAGGCAUCCUGUGAGUAGAGGACACGGUGGGGCCGUGCUUUCCCAGGCUGCACGAGCCGUCCGUUCCUUCUCACAGUGUGCUCACCCAGCUUGGCUGAAUUUUGCAAGCUCCUUGAAGGCUAGAGGGAGGCCCCACUCGGAACCUAAGGGGUGAGCUCCCUUCCUGGAGAUCAUCGGGACCCUGUCCGUGCGGAACUGGAGGUCAUUCGGUCAGUCCAGCACACAGGAAAGACAUAUGCAAACACUUCUCCCAUUCAGCUAGCCAGAACGGCCAGGUUCGACCCUAGGAUUUCUUCCUUCCUUUUUUUAGCGAGGUAAUGAAGUGUACCUGUUGUAUUGGGGAAAAUGAAGAAGUGAUACUUUUGCUAGAUCUUCUGGGUGCAUCUGUGAUGAAGCUUUGUUUGCGUAAACAUCUGCGUGGUUGAGGACAGGGAAGGCAUUAUCUGUCCACCUCCUCUUAGUAAUUCCCGAACAAUCGACAUCAACCCUUUUCUUUCUCUUGAGUCCUCAAAGGAACUUUGGGGAUCAUCCCUACCCGGGGUUACCUUUUCCUGAACCUUCUCAGCGGUUUACAUGCCAUUGGUACUAUGUGCAAUAGUUUUGGUUGACAUUUGUGUUCAGUAAGAAAUCAGUGCAGGUUGCAGAUUUUCUACCGUCUUCCUCCACCCCAAACCUGCCGUGAGGUGGGAUCUUAGAGAUUCCCACUGCUCAGAAGGCCUCCAUUCUGCGCCCCUAGCCUUGUCUCUCUUCUGUGCUGGAAUUAUCCCUUCCCACCUGCCCCUACUUUUAAACUAUACAGCAUUUCAGCUGCAGCCCAAAAGUAAGCAAUGCCUAAUAUGAAGUAGAAAGUCCCAUCUGUGUGCUGGUUCUGUUGGUAAUGUGGAUCUCACAAACUCCAGGGGAGCAAAGGGGCUUUUCAGUGUCUUUUGCUUUCAGAAACAGGGAAUUUAUAUUCUAAGGCCUUGAAUUGAGUUUUUUUUCUCAUAAAAUAGUCUGAUAAGCUAAUUUUUAAAAAGAAAUGCCAUUAAGUAUGUUGCAUUGUGGUUUAAAAUUACUAACAAGUUCUGGGAAAGAAUAUUUGAUUUUGAAUCUUACAUGUUUUUAAAAAUUAGAUAUGAAGGGGCACAAAGUAUGAAUAUUUUGUUUCUUUAGGGAGGACAUGUGGAAAGGGUUUGAGGGUUUGGGACGGGAGAAGUAUUUUGCAGAGAUAUCAAUGUCCAAAUAAUUUUUAAAAAAUAAUAAAGGUAUUUAAGCAGUGA